Molecule: messenger RNA, 1722 nt
Organism: Cheilinus undulatus (humphead wrasse)
Lineage: Eukaryota; Metazoa; Chordata; Actinopteri; Labriformes; Labridae
Product: cytochrome c-like
Exons: 3
Coding region: 205-519 (104 amino acids)
Biological process (GO): mitochondrial electron transport, ubiquinol to cytochrome c; mitochondrial electron transport, cytochrome c to oxygen
Cellular component (GO): mitochondrial intermembrane space
Molecular function (GO): electron transfer activity; heme binding
Source: RefSeq, a predicted model, not a curated record
CACUCCCUGGCGAAAUCUGAGAUCUUUCAGCAUUAAAGGUUCAAAUCCGGUCGUAGCGCAGAAACAUCUAGUUUACAGCUGCAACGACUUUAAAACGUGGAGUCCACAAAGUAGGACAGAAAUACAAGAAUCUCGACUCUGAAAAACGGGAGAAAACUUUUACCUGGAGGUCCUUGAACUACACACAUCCGUCAGCUGCUUAUCAUGGGUGACAUCGAGAAAGGCAAGAAGGCGUUUAAGCAGAAAUGUUCAGCCUGUCACACAGUGGAGGAGGGGGGCAAACACAAAGUGGGACCCAACCUGUGGGGUCUGUUUGGGAGGAAGACGGGACAGGCAUCUGGUUACUCCUACACGCAGGCCAACGUAGAAAAAGGUAUCAUUUGGAAUGAAGAAACUCUGGACGUCUACCUUACAAAUCCAAAGAAGUACAUUCCUGGAACAAAGAUGAUCUUCGCUGGGCUGAAAAAGAAGAAGGACAGGCAAAAUAUGAUCGCUUAUUUAAAGGAUGCCACCUCCUAAUGCAGUCACGACACAGCACACACAUACACCAUUGUGGACAUAAGCAUUAUACUGGACACUUAGGACAGAGCACAGCCUGUUCUUUGUUUUAAGUGUGAGUCAUGAUUUGCAAUAGAUUUUUAAUUUAGCAUCACUACAUUGUGUUACUUUGGAGCACCGUUGCCUCAGUGUUUCUGUGUGUGGGAGACUGUUUUUAAUUAUCACAUGAGUCAGCGUUCAUGUUACAGAGCUUCUUAAAGGGCCCGCUUUCUUUCUGGAGUUGUUUACUUAAAAAUAAGACUACUGCAUGCACAGAAACAACACAUGUUGCCACUUUAUCUUCUAUCAUUUAUUUUCAAGAUAUAUUUUUCUACUUUUUUCUAUGCCUUCCAAAAGUUUUUGUUUUUCUGUGGUUGUUUUAUUAUCGUGUCAAUACGGGUGGACUUUAUAUGUGUGUCUGACCUUUUUUCUUCUUUUUUUUUCUAAGCUACAGGGUGUUUUUACUUUUGCUGUUUUGUACUUAAGCUGCACUUUAAAAAAAAAGAUAAUUGGUUUCAUGAAUUUUCAUGUGGUUUUGACUUAAGGACAGUGUAUCCAAAUGGAUUAGUAAGGAUUAUGGCAAGUUACUUAACUUAUAAAUGCAGUAUGUGAUGUUAUACAUACUGCAUAAUGCCAAGUGUUUUCUAUUUUAUCCUUUUUAUUACUGAGUGACUAUUUAAUACCAUUGUUUUUUCUUAACAGUUCUUUGACCUUGAAUUGAGAAAACAGACGUGGCAACAAACCCUUCCUUUCUAACAUUAAAAUAGUUUCAUUGUGAUUUUAUAGUUUCCUUCCCCUUUGUUAUGACAGAUUCACUUUUGUCUGCAUUCAUUUUGUAUCAUGGUAUUUAUGAGUUAAAAUAAUGUUAGAGAUUUUUGUAAGGUUAGAAUCAAAAGACUGAGUUUUUUUGGUGGAAAAAUGGUGGUAAAAAUCUAAGGAAGCAGUGUCUGAUGUGUUGUGCGGGAAGGGGAAUGGGUAAGAUGAGCAUCAAAUACCAGGAAAUAAACCGUGAAAGAGGCCAGGGGGAAGCUUAUCCAGUUGAGGCUAAAACACAGGUUUUAUUUCACAAGUAAUGUUCCACAACUUUUAGGAAUAAAACUAAGAGAAGUGCACAGAUUUAACAGUACUUAGUGGCUCUACAAAAUCUAUACAACCAUGUUAAAAUGCCACAGUUUUCAUGGUGUA